AUGAAGUGUAGACCAGUUGACACGAUAUUUGAGACUUCUUCAUUUAAUAAAAGUAAAAGAAAAAAACUCGAAUUUUAUGAUCAAAAGUUAAACUACUUCUUUGAAAAUGGUAUUAUAAAUUAUAGCCUUCUAGAAAUCGUAGGAGAAUGUGGAACCGGGAAAACACAACUUGCCCUUACCAUAUGUGCAGAUGAACUUUUAAAUAUUUACGAACGAAGAAAAAAAGAGAAAAAAAAAGAGAAAGAAAAAGAAAAAGAGAAAGAAAAAGAAAAAGAAAAAGAGAAAGAAAAAGAAAAAGAAAAAGAGAAAGAAAAAGAAAAAGAGAAAGAAAAAACGAAUGAACAAUAUGAUCGUGAUGAUAAAAAGAGGGAUAUUAUUUUUUACAUUUAUGUAAAUAGGACUUUUCCUAUACAUAGGCUAAUUGAAAUUGUUGAAUCCAAAAUAAAACAAAAAAAAACAAAUUGUUAUGAAUACUAUAAUAAUACAAAGGAACAUCAUAACAAAAAAUCGAACGGGAAUAAUGUGUAUUGCGAAGAGGAUGUGAUUAAUUUUGAAGACAUGACACAUGAUGAAAGAGUCCCCGUAGAUUAUUAUGAAUUGAAAGAAACUGAAUACCUAUUAAAAAAGAAUCUUGUAAAAAGUGUUUUAAAAAAUUUAUAUAUUUAUAAAAUAAAUGAUGAGAAAGAUUUUUUUUGUUUAUUUGAAAAAGAUAUCUUUUAUAUUUUAAAAUAUUACAACAUUUCUAUUUUAGUCAUUGAUUCACUUAAUUUUAUAUUUCGUGCUAUGGAAGAGCAAUUCGAUAGUAAUAAAAAGAAACAAUUUUUCAUUAAGAUAUCCUUACUUUUGAAAAAAAUAGCCUAUGAACAUAAUUUCUUUGUAUUCUUAAUUAAUAGUACUAACAAUAAAAAGGAUUAUCUUGAUUUCUCUUAUGACACAACUAAUAGUAUGAUAAAUUCUUCUUGUUCAAACACGGUCAUAUAUCUUAAAAAGAUAAAAACAUAUAAUUCUAUUAGAAGAACCAUGAGUAUAAAAUAUUCAGAAUUUCUGGUUAAAUAUAAGUUGAUGAAUUUUCAAAUAACGCAAGAGGGCUUUCACAUCAGUGGAGAGAUAAACAAAUAA
Messenger RNA from Plasmodium reichenowi, 1119 nucleotides. RefSeq lists its product as hypothetical. Gene Ontology annotation, biological process: t-circle formation; telomere maintenance via recombination; double-strand break repair via synthesis-dependent strand annealing. The record is from RefSeq and is a predicted model, not a curated record. The coding region runs from base 1 to 1119 and encodes 372 amino acids. Lineage: Eukaryota; Apicomplexa; Aconoidasida; Haemosporida; Plasmodiidae. Gene Ontology annotation, cellular component: Rad51C-XRCC3 complex; replication fork. The transcript has 2 exons. Gene Ontology annotation, molecular function: four-way junction DNA binding.